AUGGUGGAGGAAAACGAACUCACAUCGAGACAGAUGAAGUAUCUGAAGACUCAGAUGGAUACCAUUGAAAUGAAGGUAGCCACCGAGUGUAAAGAGGCAUUCGCUGAGCUUCAAACUUCUCUAAAUCAGUACACAGCCGAUCUGCCAUUAGGAACACCCAUAGUGCCAUUUUUGGAAUACAAGGAUUAUUGUGCGAGGGUAAUACUUGUUUCUAAUCAUUUUUUUCAUUUUUUUCUGAUUUUUUUCUUCCUCAAAAAAGUGCUGUAUAGGUGCUAUUCCCCAACAAUCCGCACAAUCAUCCUGUUCUUCGCGAUCUCGAAGGUGGAUAGCCAAAAGGCAGGUGCGAUCGAAGCUGGUCUACGGGAAUUCCAUAAGUUGCUGAUGAAUAAGCUAAUCCCUAUUUUCAGACAUUUCUUCCUGACGAUGGUGCGAACGAUGGAAUCAAACAAGUACUUCCUCGGAAAGGAUCGUGUUUACGUUGGCUCGUUGGUGAUGGUGGUGCUUCAGGAGAAGAUGGGCUACUGUACGGAGAUGUUGAAGCAGCUGUUACGUGAACUGAUUGAUCGAACGGUGGAGAAGAAGUUUCAGCCGAAAAUCCUCUUCCGACGUAGUGAAAGUGUGGCCGAGCGUAUGCUGGCGGCAUGGUUCACCUUCCUUAUGCACGACUAUUUGAGGAAUUACGCCGGCAAACGUCUCUACGACCUGUAUUGGGGC
This is a messenger RNA of Cooperia oncophora, 714 nucleotides long. The record is from the annotation of a GenBank genome assembly. NCBI's taxonomy places the organism in Eukaryota, Metazoa, Nematoda, Chromadorea, Rhabditida, Trichostrongylidae.